AGUCCAUGUUGAGCGGGUUUUCAUUCCUUUGUCCGUAGUUUGCAUUCGACCUACACAAAUAAUGAUGACGUAGUGCACUUCACGUUUCUAAAAAUGAGUUUAAAAUCGACAAAAAGAACACUUUCCUCGCCUAUAAAGGAUGAGACAGACGUCCCUACCAAGAGGGUUGACAGGGGAAGACAAUGCCCUUAUUUGGACACAAUCAAUAGAUCUGUCCUUGAUUUUGACUUUGAGAAGUUGUGUUCUGUUUCACUGUCCCAUCUGAAUGUGUAUGCCUGUUUGAUCUGUGGCAAGUACUUUCAAGGUCGAGGGCAGAAAUCUCAUGCUUACACACACAGCGUACAAGAUGGCCAUCAUGUCUUUUUGAAUCUAGAGACUCACAAGUUCUUCUGUCUACCAGAUAACUAUGAAAUUAUUGACCAAUCACUUGAAGAUAUCAUAUAUGUGUUGAAUCCUACUUACACCAAGAAGUUCAUAGUGCAGUUAGAUAGGAACCCGAAGAUGUCGCGUGCCUUUGACAAAAGUACAUACUUACCUGGGAUUGUAGGCUUGAAUAAUAUCAAAGCUAAUGAUUACUGCAAUGUUAUCCUUCAGGCACUUUCCCAUGUUUCUCCCCUCCGGAACUACUUUCUGCAAGAGGAGAAUUACAAGGGAAUUAAGAGGCCACCUGGUGACCAAAUGUUCAUACUAGUGCAACGAUUCGGGGAAUUAAUACGUAAACUGUGGAAUCCUCGUAAUUUCAAGGCCCAUGUGAGUCCACAUGAAAUGUUACAGGCUGUCGUCCUAUGUAGUAAAAAGAAAUUUCAAAUAACCAAGCAAGGAGAUGCGAUAGACUUCAUCUCCUGGUUCCUGAACUCCCUGCACCUGGCUCUUGGGGGUGGUAGGAAAUUGUCUAGUAGCAUCAUAAACAAAGCAUUCCGAGGAACCAUGAGGGUCUACACCAGAAAGAUGCUGCCUGAAGACUUGAAAGAAUCUGAGAGAAAGAAGUUACUCACUACAGAGGAAUAUCAAGAACGAGUUGAAGAAACACAGUUCCUAUACCUUACAUGUGACCUGCCACCCCCACCUCUGUAUCCAGAUGAGCUGAGGGAGAAUAUUAUCCCACAAGUGCCACUGUACACAGUGUUGGCAAAGUUCAAUGGCGUCACAGAGAAGGAAUACAAGACUCACAAAGGAUCUCAUAUGAAGAGGUUUGAGUUAACUAGGCUACCCCCAUAUAUCAUCAUGUAUGUAAAGCGAUUCCACAAGAAUACAUUUAUAGUUGAGAAAAACCCUACUAUAGUCAACUUCCCAAUAAAAAAUAUUGACUUUGGUGACUUGUUGUCCCAGGAGGUGAAGGCCAAUCAUAAACAUACAUGUUAUGAUCUCGUUGCUAACAUCGUCCAUGAUGGAGAACCUGGGCCAGGAAAGGGAGCCUACAAAUUGCAUGUCAUGCACAAGGGCAGUGGAAAGUGGUAUGAACUUCAAGAUUUACAUGUGGCAGACAUCUUACCUCAGAUGAUAACAUUAUCAGAGUCAUACAUACAGAUUUAUGAACUGAGAAAAGAUACAGAAAACAGUGGACCUGGUGUUUGAACUUACAAAGUAAUGAAUUUCAACUAAAGAACUGGAAUGGAUGAUAUGUGAACUCCUGCUAUAGGAAGUCAGUGUUUUUAAAUAGGAACCAUCCAAUUGGACAUUCUUAAGUGUGUCUCUUAAACCCUAAAUUCUUGAUACAUGAGAAAUCUUAAUAAAGCCAGAUCCUGAAUAUGAUAAGAUGGGAGAUGUGCACCUAAAGAGAGCAUUUUUGCUUUAAUUUACAAUUAAAAAAUGUUAUCCAUAAAAGAACAAUAUGUUGCUCACGUCCAGUUAUGAACAAUGUAGUUAUAGAUGGGUAGAAGAAGAGAUAUACCAUUCGAUAGAAAAGCUGACAAUAAAAAGUGGACAAUCUCAUUAAGGAAAUGGACCCUGUCAUUACAAAUAUGAUUCAGAUUCCAGUAUUGAUAGUGAUAAAAAGACUUUCUAGUUGUAUAUUUAUGAAAA
This is a messenger RNA of Owenia fusiformis, 2022 nucleotides long. NCBI's taxonomy places the organism in Eukaryota, Metazoa, Annelida, Polychaeta, Sabellida, Oweniidae. The record is from the annotation of a GenBank genome assembly.